AUGGGAAUUGAUCUCAAGGAGAAAGAAAUCCAGGAACUGAAGGACUGCCUACCAGUUGAUGCCAAUGGGAAGAUUGACUUAAAUGUGUUGGUGAAUGAAGUUAAAAAUAUCACAGGAGAGAAGAUUCCUACUGAGGACCUGAAAAAUGUUCUGAAAGACAUGGGAAUAAAGAUCACAGACAAGGAACAUAAAAAGCUUCUGAAAACUUUGCCAGUUUCUGCUGAUAAAAAGGUGUUUGAGAAAGCAUUACUGGAGGGUGUGAAAUCUUUCAAAGGAGGAAGGGUUAGUGUCAGGGACCUAAAAAAUGUUCUACGGAAUACUGGGUUCAGACUUGAAGAAAAGGAAAUCCAGGACCUGCAGAGCCACCUACCAGUUAUUGAAGAUGAAAAGAUUGAUUUGGAUACAUUGAUGGAAGCAGCUAGUGCUUUUACAGGAGAAAAGGUUGAAGCCAAUGACUUAAAAAAUGUGCUGAGAAAUAUGGGAAUUGAGACCACUGAAAAAGAACAGUUGAUGCUGUUGAAAACUCUGCCAAUCUCUAGAGAUGGAAAGGUGUAUAAGAAGAGAUUACUGAAUAGUGUGAAGCCUCUCAAAGGGAAAAAAGUCAGUGUCAAGAACCUGAACACCCUUGCAAAGAACAUGGGGAUUCAGCUUGAGAAAGAGGACUUUCAGGACUUACUGAACCACCUGCCCAUUGAUGAGAAUAAAAUGGUUGAUUUGAAUGUGGUGAUGGAUGACGCAAAAGCUUUUACAGGAGAGAAAGUUAAUGUCAAUAAUCUGAGCAAUGUGAUGAGGAAAAUGGGGCUAGUACUCACUGAUGAGGAGAAGCAGCAGCUGCUAAAAACUCUACCCAUUCAUGCUGAUGGAAAAGUAUAUAAAAAUAGAUUGCUAAAAGGUGUGAAGGCCCUCAGUGGACCAAGGGUCAAACUCAGAAAAGUGAAAUCUGUAAUGGAAAACAUGGGGAUUAAACUCAAGGAUGAGGAACUUGAGGAACUAAUGUCCCAACUGUCAACUGAUGAUGAUAGAACAGUUGGUCUGAAUGAUUUGAUGGAUACUGUCAGUUGCAUCAAGGGAGAGGUGAUUGAUAUCCAGGACUUCGACAAAUUUCUAGCAAAUGAGGGGAUCGAGCUCACAGAAGAAGACAUGAAGGAGCUGAUGUCUCAUUUGACUGUUAAUGGUCCUAAAAGAUGA
Molecule: messenger RNA, 1188 nt
Organism: Leptonychotes weddellii (Weddell seal)
Lineage: Eukaryota; Metazoa; Chordata; Mammalia; Carnivora; Phocidae
Source: RefSeq, a predicted model, not a curated record